Messenger RNA from Cricetulus griseus (Chinese hamster), 4710 nucleotides. Lineage: Eukaryota; Metazoa; Chordata; Mammalia; Rodentia; Cricetidae. The record is from RefSeq and is a predicted model, not a curated record.
AACUGUCCAAUCAGGAGCACGGUUACUCGCAGCCUGCGUCCCGGAAGCCUUUCUUAGUCUGUCAGGAUCUGUUUUGGGCGACUCUGUGUUCGGCUGACUCUGGUGCUCUCCAGGAGGACACCGAGCCAAGUCAGAAGCACGAAAUGGAGCCAGUAACCUUUGAAGAUGUGGCUGUGGACUUCACUGUAGGAGAAUGGGCAUUGUUGGAUUCUACUCAAAAGAAGCUCUACAGUACUGUGAUGGAGGAAACAUUUUUGAACCUAAUCUCCAUAGGGAAGGCACUAAAAGAAAAUAUUGAAGAGGACCGCAAAGAACUCAGCGGAAAUAUGGGAGCUCAGGUGACUGAGAAAGCCUGUGGAUAUGAAUGUGCUAGUAGGUGUAAUACAAAUCAGAAACCUAUUACAGAGAAUAGCAUCAAUGAAGACAUGCCUCCAACAAUAAGAGUUCAUGGAAGCCCAUUGCACGUAAGAAACAUUAUUAGUCAUUCAUCCUCACGUGGGUGUUUCAGAGAACAAACAAGAGAGAUACAAUCUGUAUGUAAGGAAGCUAUGGCAAAAGCUCUUACACAUCAGAUACAUUGGAAAGAUAUCCGUCAUUCUGAAUCACUUCUAGUACUGGAAACUUCUCCAAAGGAGAAAACCUGUAAAAGUCAACAAUGUAAUGAAGCCUAUAGGAAUCUCCCCUCUGAGCAUCCUCAGGAGAGAAGUCACACUCGAGAUAAACUCAAUGAGAAUGUAUUAGUGAGGUACACGUAUGGCCAGAAUGAUGGACUCCAUAAAGAAGUGAAACCAUUUGUGGGCAAGCUCUAUGAAAAAUCCGAGAUUAAUUCCACUAGCAUUAUAAACCAUGAAAAAAAUCAUAUUGGAGAGAAAAGGUACAUUUGUAGUCAACGUGGCAAAACAUUUAAUUAUGCAAAAUGUUUAGAAAACCAUAUAGUAACUCACAAAGGAGAGAAGCUUUAUGCUUGUAAACAUUUUGGAAAAGCCUUCACACAAUACAGUUAUCACAACAGUAAUGAAAGCAGUCGCAUGGGACAGAAUCCUUAUACAUGUAAAUAUUGUGGAAAAGGUUUCACCAGUUCCACUUAUCGAAACAUUCAUGAAAGAAUUCACACUGGUGAAAAGCCUUAUGCAUGUAAGUAUUGUGGAAAAGCCUUCACCAGUUCUGCUUAUUGUAAUAUUCAUGAAAGAAUUCACAGUGGAGAAAAGCCUUAUGCCUGUACGCAUUGCGGAAAAGCCUUCAGCGACUUAAGUCGUCGUAACAGACAUGAACGGAGUCACACUGGAGAAAAUCCUUAUGCAUGUAGGUAUUGUGGAAAAGCCUUCAGUGACUCUAGUCGUCGUAACAGACAUGAAAGGAUUCACACUGGAGAGAAGCCUUAUACAUGUAAGCAUUGUGGGAAAACCUUCACCAAUUUCAGUUCAUGUAAAGCUCAUGAAAGAGUUCACACUGGAGAGAAGCCUUAUGCAUGUAAGAUUUGUGGAAAAGCAUUUACCCGCUCUAAUCAACUGAGCAUUCAUGAAAGAGUUCACAGUGGACAGAAGCCUUAUGCAUGUAAACAUUGUGGGAAAACCUUCAAAACUUCUACUUGUCGAAACUUACAUGAAAAAAUUCACACUGGAGAGAAAUCCUUUGUCUGUAAAACAUGUGGGAAACUGUUCAUUCAGUCUAGUGAUCUUAACAAGCAUGAAAGAGUUCACUCUAAAGACAAGCCUUAUGCAUGUAAGCAUUGUGGAAAAUUCUUUAGUGACUCCAGUAGUCGUUAUAGACAUGAAAGGCGUCACACUGGAGAGAAGCCUUUUGCAUAUAAGCAUUGUUGACAGACCAAUUUCAGUUUGUGUAAGGCUUACAAAAUAGUCCACACUGGAGUGAAGCAUUGUGCAUGUAAGCAUUGUGGAAAAGCAUUUAGCUGCUCUAGUCAUCUGAACAUUCAUGAAAAAAAGACUCAUACUGCAGAAAAACCUAAUUCAUGUAAACAUUGUAGAAAAACCUCCAACUUGCAUGAAAAAAAAAAAAACACACGUGAGAAAACCUUUGAGAGACUUCAUUAACUCUAGUGAUUUUAAAAGGCAUGAAAGAGUUCACUCAAAAGACAGGCCUUACGCUUCACACUAGUUGAUAGCAUAAUUGUGGUAAGCAUUGUGGAUAACCGUCAUUAUUUCCACUUGACACAGAAUAAUAAAAAAAAACAUUCACAUUGGAGAAAAACCUCUGUUUGUAAACAUUUGGUAAACUCUCGUUAUUUUAUCAAGCAUACAAAAUCUCGCCCUGGUGAGGAAUUUUAUCAACAGUACCAAUAUGGUAUAGUCUUCACCAUUUCCAGUUUCUGUAUUCCUCAUGCAAGAAUUUACACUUGAAAAGGCCUAAUGCAUAUAUGCAUUUAAGUAUUGUGCAAAAGCCUUCAUCAGUUCCUUUUGCCAUGAUGUUCUUAAGAAUUCACCCUGGAGACAGGCCUUAUUUACUUAGCUGUGGAAAACCCUUAGCAGCCACCUUUCCUAUUCUACUCAAAAUUGUUUCCCACUGGAAAAAUAUUCACAGUUUUAAAAACCUUGUCAUCUUAAACAGUCUGUCCCUGAAUUUCUGUGUUUCAAAUCUAUGCUCAAACUCAAAAUGAUCUCACAGUGAAAACUGCAGUGUGUAACCAGUAUUAACUCUCUGUCACUGUGUUGCUGGUGGUUUUCUUGUCCUGCCAGGUCCUGCUGCUGCUUCAGCACCAAAGGAACACAAACUGUUGGCCAGUGGCUAGGGCUUCUUAUUAGCUAGCUCUGUCUUAAUUAUUAACCCAUAACUACUAGUCUAUAUAUUUCUAUAUGACCUUAUCUUACCAGAGAACACCUGGUGCAUCCCAUCCUCCCAGCUCCUCUAUGGUGUCUCUUUCUGCCUACCUUUCCUAGAAUUCUCCUCAUCUCCAAGUCCCGCCUAGCUUCUUGCCUCUACGGCUAUUGGCCAAACAGUGUUUUAUUUAUCAACCAAUAAAAGAAACAUAUAUACAGAAGGACAUCCCCUAUCAACACUGCAUUGCUCAAGUUGCUUCUAUUGUGAGUAUGAAAGAAGAAUGUGGUUAGAACAUGGGAUGCAUCAGCUAGUAAUGGUUCAUGCUAGAAAAAUGUUAUUAUCUCAGUUACCUCCUUGGAUCUUAUAUUGUGGAAAUAGAGACAUAAUUCCUACAAGUAGUCUCCUGAGAAUCACAUGCAUACUUUGUAAUGAACACAGAGAGAGUAAAAAAGAGAUACAAAUGAGUAAAGAAAUAACGACAUGUUUAUAUAAGAGUGGAGACAUAACUAACAAACACAGUAUUUUAAUGUUGAAAGAUACAGAUUAGAAGACCUGCAAAAGUGUAAUUCUAACCCCCAGUAUUUUACUGUAUGUAGCAUGAAAACCAUUUGCACUAUGAGUGAUACUAUCUGUAUUUUGGUGUGUGUGUGUGUGUGUGUGUGUGUGUGUGUGUGUAUGUGUGUGUGUGUGUGUCUUUUUUUGUUUGUUUCUUUAACCAUGGCUAUGGCAGUAGCUUUGAAAACAGGUGUAGCAGUGGUGUGCUUGAGAAUGGCCAAUACACAAAUAAGUGUGAAACUUUGUUCCCAUUGAUGGACUUGUUUGAGGAUGAUCAGAAGGUAUGGCCUGUGGUGAAUAUCUGUCACUCUAGGCAAGAUUGAGAUUUCUAAAAGCAAUGACACUGCUAGUUUGUCUCUCUGCCUCCUGAUUGUAGAUUAUCCUGUGAGCUGUCAGUUGUUCCUGACACCAUGCCUUUGCUCCACCAGAACAGAUUCUAACACUCUGCAAUCUAACACUUCUUUUUAAAACUUGAUUUACUUAAAAAAAUAAAAAAAUUGUGAUUUGUAACAGCUUUAGAAAAGAAACUCAGAUAUCCAUCCACCCUGGUGCUUUAAGAAGAAUCAAAUCUGAUCAAAAGAAAUUUUCAUGGCAAAACUGAAAAUUCUGGUUGUCAUUUAAAUGUGCUAAAAGUUGUGAAACUUGAAUCAAAAAUCAGCAAUGAAUUAAAUGCUUUCUGGAAGUUAGUCCAAAAGUUUGAGAAACAGCUUGAAAGAAGUACAUUCACAUUUUCAGCAUUUUAUUAUUGGCCCAUUCCCAAACAGGUUUGCUUUGCAUUAUCUUUUUAUUAGGAAGGCAAGGUAUGGUUUCUGUGGUUACUGCAAGUUAUCUUCUCACAUCUGAAGUUUUGGAGCUAGGAAGCCCAAACAAGAGAAAAGAGAUUUAUCUUUCUGAGUCUGAGUUAGCACAUAUGUUUUGUAGUUGAUUCCAUCUACCAAAACAUUUUCUGCCUUAAGAUUUUUUGUGCCUGAGUAGUUUUCCAUUGGUAAUUGGGGAAGAAACUAGAGAGGGGAAUAGCUCGAUGUGACUGACAGGAGGGGGAAAGUGUGAAAACUGACAGAGAUUUCUAAUUAGAGAUGAAACGAAGACAGUCAAUAUGGUAGAGGAAUGAGGAGUAAACCCAGUGCUGUUUGGUAAUGGUGAAGAAGUAGUUCUUUUGUAUAUACCCAAAACUAUACCAUGUAUAGUUUUCAUAAUAUAUAGCAUCUAUUAUUAUAUAUAAUAGUGGUAUAUGAUACUCGCAUAGUUUAUAAUGCAAGUGUAAAUAAAAGUAUGUACACACUCAUAUAUAUACAAAGUCAAAUAUAUUAAAUGAAACUAUGUUACUUGGCAUGAUUCUCCCUCCCCUCAAGAACCCUACAGUAAUAAAAAAAAAAAAAA